Molecule: messenger RNA, 1076 nt
Organism: Magnolia sinica
Lineage: Eukaryota; Viridiplantae; Streptophyta; Magnoliopsida; Magnoliales; Magnoliaceae
Product: ATP-dependent Clp protease proteolytic subunit-related protein 2, chloroplastic
Exons: 9
Coding region: 115-987 (290 amino acids)
Biological process (GO): protein quality control for misfolded or incompletely synthesized proteins
Cellular component (GO): endopeptidase Clp complex
Molecular function (GO): ATP-dependent peptidase activity; ATPase binding; serine-type endopeptidase activity
Source: RefSeq, a predicted model, not a curated record
UCAGCAGGGAAUGCAGGAACUGUAUCUUCCUUCCCAGACUCUCCCAUUUCCACUUGCUAUUAGUUUAUCGUCUGGCAGGAAAUUCACCCUCUCUUUUCGACCAAAUUUCCAAAAAUGACCCUAUCCCUUCAAGCGACCGCUUCUUCCCAUCUGCACUCUCUAAACGGGGACUCUCACCCUUCUUUGAGCUGUAUGAGCAAGGUCUUUGUCGGAUUGAAACCUCAAUCAACGGGUUCUUUUGGGUUUGGGAAACCUAACUUGACUGUUGAAUUUCACGACAGAGUUCAGCAGAGCCUCAAAUCCAGGCUUUUAAGCAAGAAAGCAACACGUGCACGGUUUGGAAUGAUGCCCAUAGGUACGCCUAGAGUACCUUACAGAACUCCCGGUGAAGGGACUUGGCAAUGGGUUGAUCUGUGGAAUGCUCUUUACCGAGAACGUGUUAUUUUUAUCGGCCAACAUAUAGAUGAGGAGUUUAGCAACCAGGUACUGGCGACCAUGCUUUACCUUGAUAGCAUGGACUCUUCCAAAAAGCUAUAUCUUUACAUCAAUGGUCCAGGUGGAGAUCUUACUCCAAGCAUGGCCAUCUACGAUACGAUGCAAAGCUUGAAAAGUCCAGUUGCUACGCAAUGUGUGGGUUUUGCAUAUAAUCUAGCUGGGUUUCUUCUUGCUGCUGGAGAGAAGGGUAGCCGCGUUGCCAUGCCUCUUUCAAGAAUUGCGCUGCAGUCUCCUGCUGGGGCAGCUCGUGGCCAGGCUGAUGAUAUUCAAAACGAAGCAAAAGAACUCCUGAGAAUUAAAGACUACCUGUUUGAAGAAUUGGCAACAAAGACUGGUCAGUCUGUUGAUAAGAUCAACAAGGAUCUGAGUCGAAUGAAGCGCUUCAACGCGCAGGAGGCUCUUGAGUAUGGGCUCAUAGAUCGUGUACUCAGGCCACCACGCAUUAAGGCCGACGCUCCACGCAAGGAAAAUUCAGGGGUGGGCCUUGGUUAGUUGCCUUCCUGCUCCCAACCAAACAGCGGACAUUGUAGUAUUUCAAUUUCCAAGGUCUUUUUAUAAAAAGGUGGAGGUGGUUACGAUCA